AUGCCGGCAAAACAUCUGGGAAUGUAUCUAGUCGCCUGCAGGGAAUAUGUAAAAUGGUCUUACCGGAAACCAAAGGAGGAUUGCCACGGAAUGAAGACUGUUGGAUUGUGUAGAGAAGUCCUCGGCUCACCGUUGCAGGAGCCGCAGGACGGUGAGUCGAAGACUUCUUACGCAAUACAACAGUCUUCGACCAAGGGCAAUCCUCCUCCUUCCGGCCGGGGCACUUCACGAAUUCCAGGCAUUUCACUUUUCCAUCGAAAUGGAAAGUCAUGCCACAAUAAAUCACAAAGGAACUCUUCGAAACCCGGCUUGCAUUCAUAA
Messenger RNA from Protopolystoma xenopodis, 321 nucleotides. The record is from the annotation of a GenBank genome assembly. Lineage: Eukaryota; Metazoa; Platyhelminthes; Monogenea; Polystomatidea; Polystomatidae.